AGCUGUCACUUGUUGUUUUUGUGGAAUUUUGCGAAUAUUGUGCAAAUCAUUUUCAUAAUAUAAAUUAUAUCUUUAUUUACUCACAAUGGAGGAAAACCUCCAGCAUGAAGAUUUGCUUAUAAAGCUACGCGGCAAACUGAACGAGGAGAAGAUCAAGCUAUGGGAACCGCCCUAUUUGGGCACCGACGAUUUGUUCACACAAAGUUUUCAGGAAUUAGCAACCAAGUAUGCAUCAGAUCUAUCAUUGGAUGAACAUUUAGUUCUUGCAGCAUUGCAUGAGCUGCAACUGCGGUCUAUCGAAAGGGUGAAGGCCAAUGAGGAGUUCAAAGACACAGGGUUGGCAACAUUCCGGAUCAAAGUGACAAUACCGAAGGAAAAGCCAAAAACACUAAAGUUACAGAAGACUUUAGAUGUGCCAGGGUCUGAACUCUUGAAUGCGGUCGCUGCGGAAAUUGGUGUUGAAGAAUCUAGGUUAAAGUUGAUCUCUAAUGGUAAAUUAGUGAAAUCCAGUUUGACUUUAAAUGAGCAAAAUGUUAAAAAUGGCACCCAACUGAUGGCACUUGUGUUGGAUGCCAGUCCAGAUGAGGUGAAGAAAGAAGACAACUUGUAUAUAGAAAUGAAGACAACCAGAGAUGAUGCGACCAUGCUCUCCGAGUAUGUGAGCCAGCUGGCUGAAUAUGAUGAAUACAUGAAGCUGGAAGACCAGUCGGGCAAGGCAGUGGAUCUGCCUCCUGCGGAGAAGAAGUCCCUCCUGGUAGGGCUGGCGAUGCACGAGCGAGGCCGGGCAGCUAUCAAGCAGAAGGACUAUUCACUCGCUUUGGUCUUGCUACUGGAAGCCGAUAGACAGUUCAAGCUGGCCGCCAUGGCGCUGCGACACAACAACAACGACCUGCAGGCUGCGCUCAAAGACCUCACCUCGCUUAAGGACCACCCCCAGCUGCUGUGCGAGAUGCUGGGCCAAGUGGCGGAGGUCGACGAGGACUCGCCUUCUGAACCCGACAACAAGCUCAUUGCUGAGCUGGAGGCCAUGGGGUACUCCGGCGAGGUGGUGCGGCGCGCGCUGCAGGCGGGACACAACGAGCUGCACGCCGCGCUCGACCUGCUGCUGUCGGGGCACGCUGACACGUCGGAGGAGGGCAACCCCUCCACCAGCACCGCGGAGACCUCACGCACAAAAAUGAAGCAGGAAUGGGAAAGGAAGAAGGAAUGCGACCGCGCGCUGGAGCGGCUGUCCUCCGCCAUCCGAGCUGACGAGGACGACUACCUCGACACCUCCCUCAUGGAGGAGGAGCAGUACCUCGCGGAGUACAAGUCCCUUCUCUAAGUCGCCACCUCCACCUCGAACUGUUAAUCUACUGUAAACAAUUGUUUCUACUGGUAAUACCAUAUGAUAUUGUGUAUGUAUGUUUAUAUGUCUUUUAACAAUUUAUAUAGUAAGUGUGAUCACUGUAAGCUGGUUCGCCACUUGUAUUCAAUAAGGUUUAUCUCAUUCAAUGAGAAUAUUAAAACGUAGUUACUUCAAAUAAAUGUCUUAGAAUAAUAA
Molecule: messenger RNA, 1543 nt
Organism: Papilio polytes (common Mormon)
Lineage: Eukaryota; Metazoa; Arthropoda; Insecta; Lepidoptera; Papilionidae
Product: NEDD8 ultimate buster 1
Exons: 10
Coding region: 86-1324 (412 amino acids)
Biological process (GO): regulation of ubiquitin-dependent protein catabolic process
Molecular function (GO): protein binding
Source: RefSeq, a predicted model, not a curated record